GUCAAGUGAUUGUCAAAUGUAAAUAUCGCUAAACUCGCUAUAUUAUAGUCUCAGAUAGACGGGAGUUUUUUGUAUAUAUUCCUCAAAACACCAUGAUUUACGGUUUAACAAAACCCUAACAAGUUAUGUCAAAAACUUAAAAAAAAAAUAGGAAAAUAUAUAUUACACUAGACAAUGGAAGUUCUGGAAGAAGAAAAUCCACUAGAGACACAUACGUCGUUAAAUAAGUUCAAUGGGGUUUUUAACGCUAAGACUAAUUGUGCUGGAAGACCAGCAACCAGUAAAAGCAUUAAAUUUAGUGAGCAACCCAAGUCUAUAAUUUCACAAAUGCUUAUAGUAGAACAUCAAGUGAUAAACAAUAUGAAGUCCAAACAUAAUAUUAUCCAAGAAAAUUCUAUAGAAACUCAUAAACAAGGGUCUAUAAAAAAAAAUUGUCAAAUUGAUAAAGAUGUGCUAUUAUAUUCAUGUGCUGACUGUUCAUAUUCAACCAAAGUAUCAUCUAAUUUGACAAAACACAAAAGAACACAUUCACAACAAAAAUUAUAUUUAUGUGAUCAAUGUACAUUUAGUACAAAAUUUUCUAAUUCUCUCAAUGUACAUAAGCGCCUUCAUUCUAAUGAGAAACCAUUUUAUUGUCAAUAUUGUGAAUAUAGAUGUAAUAGUAGUUCUAAUUUAAAGAAACAUAGAAGUCAUAGACAUUUAGAUAAAAUAAAAAUGCCAAAGACUCUGGAUGGAUAAAUGAUGUACUUAAUAUUGAACUUUUAUCUAUGU
Messenger RNA from Zerene cesonia (dogface butterfly), 771 nucleotides. RefSeq names its product zinc finger protein 679-like. NCBI's taxonomy places the organism in Eukaryota, Metazoa, Arthropoda, Insecta, Lepidoptera, Pieridae. The transcript is spliced from 2 exons. Gene Ontology annotation, biological process: regulation of transcription by RNA polymerase II. Gene Ontology annotation, cellular component: nucleus. Bases 175 to 738 code for a protein of 187 amino acids. The record is from RefSeq and is a predicted model, not a curated record. Gene Ontology annotation, molecular function: DNA-binding transcription factor activity, RNA polymerase II-specific; RNA polymerase II transcription regulatory region sequence-specific DNA binding.